Dinoponera quadriceps is the source of this 564-nucleotide messenger RNA. RefSeq names its product 60S acidic ribosomal protein P1 (gene RpLP1). The transcript is spliced from 4 exons. NCBI's taxonomy places the organism in Eukaryota, Metazoa, Arthropoda, Insecta, Hymenoptera, Formicidae. Bases 140 to 481 code for a protein of 113 amino acids. Gene Ontology annotation, cellular component: ribosome; cytosolic large ribosomal subunit. The record is from RefSeq and is a predicted model, not a curated record. Gene Ontology annotation, biological process: cytoplasmic translation; translational elongation. Gene Ontology annotation, molecular function: ribonucleoprotein complex binding; structural constituent of ribosome; protein kinase activator activity.
CGAGAACUUUUCUUUCGCUCCUUCGUUCGGUCGUGCGAACUGUGUGCUUGUUCUCUGCAUAGAGCUAAGGUCACAUCGACGACUUGCACCAAUUAUUAAGUUCCAUCCGAUCUAAAGAGACAAGAUUUAAACGGGAAAAAUGGCAACUGAGACUGAGCUCGCAUGCGUUUACUCCGCGUUGAUCCUUGUGGACGAUGACAUCGCCGUAACCGGAGAAAAAAUUCAAACAAUUCUGAAGGCGGCCAAUGUUAAUGUUGAAUCUUACUGGCCUGGACUUUUUGCCAAAGCUCUAGAAGGAGUAAAUGUUAAGGAACUGAUCACUAAUAUUGGAUCUGGUGUUGGUGCUGCACCUGCAGGAGCUGGUGCUCCAGUCGCUGCGGCACCCGCCAGUACAGAGGCUGCACCAGCCAAGGAAGAAAAGAAGAAGGAAGAACCAGAGGAGGAAUCAGACGACGACAUGGGCUUUGGUCUAUUCGAUUAAGCUCAAGGAUCGCGCUACGUUGGUCCAUUCCUUUUGUAUGUACAGUUAUAUUGUACAAUAAAUAAAACAUUUUGACAAAUAUA